AUCUCAAAAUCCCCCCAGGACUAAAACCCUAUAAAUGUGAGGAAUGUGGCUUAUGCUUUAGUCAAAACUCAAACCUUUUUAAACAUCAGAGAAUCCACACUGGAGAGAAACCUCACCAGUGUCUGGAAUGUGGGAAAUUUUUCCGUGAAAAACCCACUCUCAGAAACCACGAGAGAAUCCACACAGGGGAGAAACCUUACAAGUGUUGGGAAUGUGGGAAGAGCUUUCCUCAGAGCUCAAGUCUUUGGAUCCAUAAGAAGACUCAUGCAGGGAUAAAAUCUUACAAAUGCUUUGAGUGUGGAAAAUGUUUCACUCGGAGUACGUCUCUCCAGAGUCAUUGGAAAAUACACACAGGGGAGAAAAAUGAAAAGUGCCUCGAAUGUGGGAAAAGUUUUACCUUCAAAUCAUCCUUGGUGUUGCAUCAGAGACUCCACACUGGAGAGAGACCCUAUGAAUGCCCAGAAUGUGAGAAACGAUUUGUGUAUUCUUCUCAACUUCAGAUACACCAGAAGAGGCACAAAGAGGAGAAACUGUAUAAAUGUGGGGAGUGUGGGAAAAGUUUUGUUACACGAAUAGAGCUUCAGGUUCAUGAGAGAAUCCACACAGGUGAGAAACCCUACAAAUGUGAGGAGUGUGGGAAAUGCUUCUCCCAAAGACAAAACCUUGGAACCCAUCAGAAGCUCCACACAGGAGAAAAGCUAUACAGAUGCAUAGAAUGUGGAAAAUCUUUUGCUUAUAAGCAAGUACUUUGGAGACACCAUAAAACCCACACAGGGGAGAAGCCAUAUCAGUGCAGUGAAUGUGGAAGAUUUUAUCGUACCUCAUCAGCCCUUACAAGUCAUGUGAAAAUUCACACAGGGGAAAAACAUUACAAAUGUUUAGACUGUGGGAAAGCAUUUUCUCGGUCAUCUCACUUUAGAAGUCACAGCCGAGUCCAUACAAGAGAGUAGCCUUACAAGUGUGUGAAAUCAUUUCAUUGCAAAUCAACAUUAAAAAUGCACCAGAAAGUCCAUACCAGAGAUAAGCCUGUUUAGUUAUGAGCAAUGUGAAAAUAUGUUUUUUUCAAUGUCACUUCUUAUAAGUGAAUAGAAGAGAAGAGAAUAACAGAAUUG
Thamnophis sirtalis is the source of this 1112-nucleotide messenger RNA. Lineage: Eukaryota; Metazoa; Chordata; Lepidosauria; Squamata; Natricidae. The record is from RefSeq and is a predicted model, not a curated record.